AUGGCUGUCAGGUGCAAAUGUGAAAACGAGAACAAGGUUGCUGCCCGGUGCCUUUUCCUCCCCGAAAUUCUGAGAGAACACCAGGCCCCUCUUGGAGAUACGGAAGGAAAGCCCCACCCUUUGCAGAAUGACUCUCUCUGUGGGACUUGGGUAGCCCCAAAUCCGGAUGGCUCCAUGGUGGUGAAGAUGGCUGCUUCUGGGUGUUAUGUGGAAGCUCAGGACGGAAACUACCAAGCAGUGAUCCAGAUUGAAGGUGUAAAAGCUGAUGGACAGAAGACCUCCUAUAAAGAAGAGCUAAAAUGCCCAGAGACCUUUCUAGCACUGGAUCCUCCCAGCCCUAGUCUGUGUUCAGCCAUUCAAGUCCCGGACAGACUCUCGUGCGCAACCCAUCAAAUCAGCCAAGGGGAAUGCGAGGACUUGGGAUGCUGCUACAGCUCCAGAGACAGGACGGCUCCAUGUUACUAUGGAAACCAAGUGACAGCCCACUGCACCCCGGAAGGCCAGUUCUCCAUUGCUGUCUCCAGGUUCGCAACCCGCCCGCCUCUUUUCUUGGAAACAGUGCACUUGCUGAGCAGCCGAGGGAGAGAGUGUGCCCCUGUAUCGAAGACCGACAUGUUUAUCCUUUUCCAGUUUCCACUUACUGCUUGUGGGACAACCUUAAAGGCAACCGGAAGCCAGCGGGUAUAUGAAAAUGAGCUGGCAGCAGAUAGGCAGGACCUUGUGUCCCGGACUGGCUCCAUCACCCGAGACAGCAGCUUCAGGGUCACCGUCCGUUGCAGCUACUCGGCCGACGCCGCCUUGCCUGUCAGUGUACGUGUUGCCACUCUGGCGCCACCUCCUGCCGUAGUCCAGCAAGGACCACUUACCUUGGAAAUGAGACUGGCACGAGAUGAGAAGUACUCCUCCUACUAUACGGACCAGGAUUAUCCAGUGGUGAAGUUUCUCCGUGACCCGGUUCCGGUUGAAGUCCGUAUCCUUGGAAGGAUGGACCCGGCGUUGGUUCUGGUCCUGCAUGAAUGCUGGGCCACGCCAAAUAUCAACCCCCUGCAGAAACCAGAAUGGCCACUUCUGGAGAAUGGAUGCCCCUACAAAGGAGACAAUUACCGAACCCAGCUGGUGCCUGUUGGUGUGGACUCGGGGCUGCAGUUUCCCUCCCACUAUCAGCGCUUCAUUGUCAGCACGUUCACCUUUGUGGAUGCUACUUCCCAGAGGAUGCUUACUGGGCGGGUGUAUUUCCACUGCAGCGCCUCGGCCUGUGUACCUUCAAGGCAGGAGAGAUGUGUCGUCCGUUGUGAUGGGACUACUCCAGGAAGAAGACAAAGAACAGCAGAGAAACAGCCAGAGGAGCAGCUCGUCUUAGUGACCUUGGAUGGGCCUGUGAACUUUUCCAGCCCCCAAGAGGCAGAAGUGCUAGCUCGACAAGGACUGAAAAAACUUCCUCCUCAACAGAGCUCUGCUCAGUGGGAUGCAGCUGUCAUCCUUGGGGCAGGAAUUGCGGCAGUGUUGGCUAUGGGCGCCCUAACUGCUGUCGUUGUGAGGGAACGCUGGGGAAGGCGAGAAAAAAGAUUUCCCUCUGCAUAA
Eublepharis macularius is the source of this 1581-nucleotide messenger RNA. RefSeq names its product zona pellucida sperm-binding protein 4-like. Gene Ontology annotation, cellular component: egg coat. The transcript is spliced from 12 exons. The coding region runs from base 1 to 1581 and encodes 526 amino acids. The record is from RefSeq and is a predicted model, not a curated record. Lineage: Eukaryota; Metazoa; Chordata; Lepidosauria; Squamata; Eublepharidae. Gene Ontology annotation, molecular function: acrosin binding; structural constituent of egg coat. Gene Ontology annotation, biological process: binding of sperm to zona pellucida; prevention of polyspermy.